AUGUUGGUAUACAUACCAGACGAUGCGGUCUUCGGUUCGACUGCGCUGAACUGGCCUGCCGACUCGGCUUUGCCUCAUUUCCCGGACAUUGGCGAUGCAAUUGAUGCAGCAGAUAUUACUGCUCUCACCGGCGAGGAGCGCGUUCUCCUGACGACUCUUCAGGGCAUUGUGAAUCGCCAGCAGCCUCGGAUCUAUCUCCACUGGAACAAGACCGAUGAGGCCAACGACGGGAGCAAUCAAGCGUGGCUGCGAGAUAUCGCCGAGUAUGUUCAUGUCGACGACUGCUCCGGCCAUCCCUUUGGCAUCUUGGAGAGGUAUCGCUCGGAGAUUGCUGGGGCGAUUGUCUACGAUCCCGACGUCGUAGACACUGUCAACCUCGCGACGACGGUGGCUGGCCUUCGUGGCGCCGUGGUUGCGACAGCUGAGCUUGCAUACCAGCAUCAAUUGCCCAUUCUGGAAGACUUCCGAGGACGCUUCGACAACAAGUACGACGUGUACAACUACGCUCUCGAACACAUCUACCCUCUGUUGACCAAGCGCGCAAUCACAGCCUUGACGCCCGAAGAGACAAGGACAAUUCCGAGUGUGCCUUGGUCCAAUCUUACCAGCGAGAAGAACAGGACAGUCGACGCCAGUAACAAUGCCACUUAUACUGUAGACCUAACGCCUUUUCUCGUCCAGCUUCAGGAGGAUGGAACGGUCUAUGUCCGAAUCAAAGACGCCUUCGAAGACGACGGACAUGGCGCAGCAGUCUCUCACGUACUCGCCUUGGCCGAUGAGGAAGUCCUAGCAGACUUCACGCCCGGCACCGCUGGCGAAGAUCCAUUUCUCGUAGACUGGGGAGGCUCAUAUCUUCAUGACUAUCCCUGGGGCUGGCGUUCUGCAGAUGGAGGAGCGCACAUAGUCUAUGGCUUCCGCCCUCCCAACGGCACUCGCAGUCUGACCGUGAAUCUCACAAUGGCCAACCAAUUCGACGUUGCCGCCACCACAACACUGCCCGCAGUCAAGGUGCUUAAUGCCGUCUUUCGCGACUACAUCACAGCCAUCGCCGCGCCAUGCAUCUGGCUGGACCCAAACAAUCCCGACGAAUUGCCUCUACUGAACCGGAUUCUGGAAAGCUUUGAUGCCAAUUCCGCCUACCUGGGCUGGUUUCCAAAUGGCGACGAGAUGUCUGGCGUAACGCGAACCGCUGCCAACAGCAUGUUCGUCGUUGCAGCCGAUUACUUCUUCAACGGGUCUUUCAUGAGCGGACUCCGGAGUCUGUUUUCUACCACGACCCAGAAUCGCAAGCUACCACCUCCGCCCGCUAUUGAAAUCACCAAGUCCUCUAUUCCAAACAAGAUCUACCUGUCCCUCACAUGGACUGAAGGAGACAACAUCCAGUACAUGCAACAUCGCAUGCGAGUCAUCUGGGACGAUCCCGCGCGAGGCCAAAUUCCCAUGGGCUGGACAGUCAGUCCAAUCCUCCAAGACAUAGCGCCCAACAUGCUCCACUACUUCCAAUCCUCCGCGACCUCAAACGACACCUUCGUCACCGGUCCCGACGGAGUCGGUUAUACAUUUCCUAGCAACUGGCCCGAGUCAGACUUUGAGUUGUUCCUCGACAUGACAGCACGCUACACCAAAUCUAUAGGGACGGCGAGCAACAUCUGGGUCUACAAUCGCAUCAACGCAACCCUCUACCCGCUCGCCAACGAAACCAUCGAAGCAUACCACCGCGCUCUCGGCCCAGACUUGCUCGGAAUUUCCGCAGACGGCCACGCGAGCGGCUACGGAAUCAACGUCACAUCUAGUGACAGUGGUAGUGUUCCCGUCGCGGGGCUCGCGACCAUUAGUAGUGUGAAGCAAGGAAUGGAACGUCUACAGAAUAUUUCGACGCAAAUGUACGACGGUACGAAGCCUGUGUUUGUGGUGUGUGCGUUGUAUGCGUGGGAUACGACGCCGGGGAAUAUAACGCAGUUGGUUGGGCAGUUGGGAGAGGAGUUUGAGAUUUUGGGGCCCGAGGAGCAUUUUCGGCUGUUUAUGGAGGCUCAGGGGAUUGCGUUAUGA
Messenger RNA from Sphaerulina musiva SO2202, 2049 nucleotides. RefSeq lists its product as uncharacterized. The record is from RefSeq and is a predicted model, not a curated record. Bases 1 to 2049 code for a protein of 682 amino acids. The transcript has 3 exons. NCBI's taxonomy places the organism in Eukaryota, Fungi, Ascomycota, Dothideomycetes, Mycosphaerellales, Mycosphaerellaceae.